AUGUCUGGUUGUGGAAAAAGACUCACACAGGAGAGAAACCAUCUGAAUGUCCUGAGUGUGGGAAAAGUUUCAGUCACAAAUUCAAGCCUGGUGAAACACCAGAAGACUCACACAGGAGACAAACGCUUUGAAUGUUCUGAUUGUGAGAAACAAUUCAGUCGGAAUUCUCACCUAGUGAGCCAUCAGAGGACUCACACGGGAGAGAAACCCUUUGAAUGUCCUGACUGCAGGAAAGGUUUCAGUCACAAUUCCAGCUUGGUUCAACACCAGAGGACUCACACAGGAGAGAAACCCUUUAACUGUUCUGACUGUGGGAAAAGUUCCAGUAACAAUUCCAGCUUGGUUCAACACCAGAGGACUCACGCAGCAGAGAAACCCUUUCAGUGUCCUGACUGUGGGAAACAAUUCAGUCGGAAUUCUCACCUAGUGAGCCAUCAGAGGACACACACAGGAGAGAAACCCUUUGAAUGUCCUGAUUGUGGGAAAAGUUUCAGUCACAAUUCCAGCUUGGUUCAACACCAGAGGACUCACACAGGAGAG
Molecule: messenger RNA, 540 nt
Organism: Notechis scutatus (mainland tiger snake)
Lineage: Eukaryota; Metazoa; Chordata; Lepidosauria; Squamata; Elapidae
Source: RefSeq, a predicted model, not a curated record